Molecule: messenger RNA, 1640 nt
Organism: Nilaparvata lugens (brown planthopper)
Lineage: Eukaryota; Metazoa; Arthropoda; Insecta; Hemiptera; Delphacidae
Product: BSD domain-containing protein 1
Exons: 9
Coding region: 299-1327 (342 amino acids)
Cellular component (GO): cytoplasm
Source: RefSeq, a predicted model, not a curated record
ACUUCGAAGACAUAGCUAACUGCUCCUCCACACCUUUCUACCUCCAUGGAACAAACACAAAACAAAAUGUACCAAAGAACAGCUGUUUCAAUCACGGUCUCGGUUGUCUGUCGUUCUCUUCGAUAAACCAGUGAUAAUAACACAUUUUUCAGUGCGAAAACUGAAUAUUUCUGUAAACAUAUUUCUUGAAGCUAUGAGAUCGACUUUCAAGAAAUUUACUAUCAGUUUUGUGUGAAUUUGCUGAUGACAUUAACUCUGGAGACCAUUACAUGAGUUGUUUUUGACAUAGAUAACAGUUAUGGCAGAAGUGAAGGAAGAGGACCAUACAGAUAAAGCAAAUACAUCAGUAGUGAGUGGGAAUGAGGCAGGGGGUUGGUGGGGAUCAUUUGUGACAGCUGCAAGAUCAAAAUCGUUCGAAGUAUUUGAAUUUGUAAAACGUGACUUGGAUGAAAUAUCCUCAGCUGUUAAAAAUGAAGCCACAGCUGUGGUUUCAAAUACAGCCAGUGCAGUCAAAGAAACACUGCAGCUUGAUAGCCCUGACAGUACAGUGGGCAAUGUAAAACGGUCAUUUUCAACAUUUCUUGAUCAAGUAAGCAAUGCAUUGAACCCCCUUCCCGAUGAUGGAGAUGAAGAAGCUAUACUUAUACAGGGGGGCACUACUGUAAUGCUUACAAGGCUACAGACACGUCUUCAUGGUAUCUACAGUGAUGCAGAAACUUUUACAAAAGAGAUAGAGCCAGAACAUGAGGCUGCUUUUGAAGCAUGGUUGGCUAAUUUAGAAGACCAUCAUUUGGCCAAUGAGCGUCUCACAAAACUGUUAGUGGCUAACCCAGUUCUACAGCACAAUUAUGAAACUUUGGUGCCUAGUCAGGUAACGCAUGCACAAUUCUGGAAGCGGCUUCUUUUCAGAAAGGCUCUGAUUGAAGAUUCGGAAGCCGCUAGAGAAAGAAAGCAAGAACGCGAGAGAGCUGUGGCUGAAUCAUUUCAAUGGGACAAAGAAGAAUCAUUCAGCAAUCAUAUUGAGCUAUCCGAGGAAGAGCAGAUUCGUUUACUUCAAGAAUAUGAAAAUGAGAAAAAUGGAAUUGUGGAGCCUGCCACUGGCAAAGUAGCUGACAAACUGGACAAAUUAAUAGAGGAUUGCAAGGAGGAUGUGGAAAAUCUCAAUGUUUUCGUGAAAGAGAAAAAAGACUUUAUUAUUGUUACUAAGGAACAAUCCAAGGAACAGGCUAGCUCUGGCAAUUCUACUUCAAGUGGUGAUAAAGAAAGCAAUGAUGAUGAAUGGGAAAAGGAUUUUGAUUUGGAAGAGAACGAAUCAAGUAGCAAAUAAUUUGCAGUCUGUAAAAAAUCAGAAAUAUAUUUUAAAUUGUAAAAAUAAAUUUUAAAGAUCGUGAUUUGAUUGCUUAUUCAUUCUUUGUAAUGAGGAACAUUAUACGAUAAUUGGAAAUGCGCUAUCUUGAUCUACAUAUAUAUGAAGAUAUAGAUUAUAUACAUAUGAAGAACAGAUUUGAAUAAUACUGUGUAGACAUAAAAAACUUGACCUCUUAUCACUUGAAUGUUGAAUUCUAUUUUACUUUAAUGUGGUGAUUAAUCAUGUUAAUUAUUGGAGAUUUAUAUUUAAAAAUAAAAAUAGUAGAGGAAAA